Molecule: messenger RNA, 6302 nt
Organism: Zingiber officinale
Lineage: Eukaryota; Viridiplantae; Streptophyta; Magnoliopsida; Zingiberales; Zingiberaceae
Product: probable histone acetyltransferase HAC-like 1
Exons: 17
Coding region: 706-5865 (1719 amino acids)
Biological process (GO): positive regulation of transcription by RNA polymerase II
Cellular component (GO): transcription regulator complex; histone acetyltransferase complex
Molecular function (GO): histone acetyltransferase activity; zinc ion binding; transcription coactivator activity
Source: RefSeq, a predicted model, not a curated record
CGGUUACCCAAUCAGAAAGCAGGUUGGCGGGUGAAGUAACUGGGGACGCUUUUUUUAUCCUCACGCGUUUGACGGCUGGAGAGAUUGCCGUGGUCUUCGAUCGGGCCUCAAAUCGGCGGUGGCCGAACGCCCGAAAAGGGCAAAGGAAAAUUGAGGUUGGAGAAAUUGUUGAUCGGAGAUUGCGUCGAAGCUUUCUUAGUCGGUCGAUCGGGAGAGGGAGGAAGGAGGCCGGCACCGAGUGGGAGAAAGCUCACCGGACGUGUUCGCAUUAGUUUUUCUCAGUCUGAGCAAGGGAUUGAUAAGCAUUCGAAACAAGGGGCUUCGGUUCGGGAGCUGCAUGAUUCCCUUCUGUCCGUUUGAAUUCGCCUCGCUCCUCGGAUGUCGGAUCGUCGAUUGGUAAUCGGCGGUUUUGUUGGUCCGACGGCCCUGUAGAGACUGCUUUUUCCGGCUUUCGACUGCCUCCUCCGGAGUGUGCAUACUUGCUGCUUCACCGGCGGCGAGGAAAUCCGGUGAUACUUCGACCCCUUUUCUGAUCUUUUAUAAGAAGCUUGAUGAUCUGAGAAAAUGCUGCUAAUUUCUCUUUUACCAUUGUUUAUUGGAAAUCAAAUUUUCAUAGUGAAAUGUCAACUCUUUGCAUCAUGGACAAGCAUCAUGAUUGUUACCAUGCUCGAUCCUGACAGACAUAAUCUGUAAAAUUUCAAGAAGAUGAAAGCACAAGCUGCCUUGCAUGGACAGCUCUCUGGUCAGAUGACCACCCAGACUAACACGCAAGUAUCUGCUUCACCACAGCAGAUUGGAAAUUUUGUGACACCACAGAUGCAGAAUAUCGGACCAUGUUCUAUGGACUCCGAGCUUCAGAAUGCUCGUGCUAUCAUGCAGAAAAAUAUCUAUAAUAUUCUUAAAAGAAGAAAUCAGUCAGGAUCUGCAGAGUGGUCAUCUAGGCUAAUAGAGAUUGUUAGGCUCAUUGAAGAUCGUAUCUUCAAGGAUUUUGCUUCAAGGGAAGUCUAUUUGAGUUUGGCAAUGGAACCAGCUGAGCGCCGUUUAUACUCUAUCGUGAAGAAAGUCCUGUAUAACAGUAGAUCAGCGAAUCAUAUUGCAUCUUCCUCCUCUGUUAGUACAAUGAUACCAACUCCCGGUAUGUCAAACAAUGGCAACAGCAGUACUGGAAUCUCAGUUCGACCCGAGAACCCUAAAUUUUCCACCAGCAAUAGUGUUGUUGAACCUAAAACUAUUGCAUGUAUUGGUAGCUUACCAUCAAUUACACAUGGCCCUACUGAUACUGAAAAUAAUGCCUCAAAUGGAACAAUUUCUAAUGGUUACCAGCAUCAGUCGUCCAACUCUACCCUAGGUUCAGGCAGAAGUGGGUUUGUGUCUGCAGUUACUUCUGCCUAUAUACCAAGACAACUUAGUCAAAUGAUGCCAACACCUGGAUUUAACAGUCAGCAGGCUGUAUCUGCAAACUUUGAUUGUUCUAAUGAAGGAUUUUCUAGCACCGAGUCGAAUGCGGCUCCACAACAUUUCCAACAAAAGAAAUAUGUGGCAAGUCAAAACAGUCAUAUAUUAGAUAAUCUUGGAACUCAAAUAGGGGCUGGAAUGAGGUCCAAUGUUCUUCAUAAGGCUUCCCCUUAUGGGCUAUCAAAUGGGCUUGCAAACAGUGCAUUAGGAUUGAUUGGGGGCAAUAUACAACUAAGCGGCCCUGCAGCAUCUGAUGGUUUCCAAAGCCCAACUUAUGCUAGUUCUCCAAAGCCUUUAUAUCAGAAUUUCGACCAGCAACACCGCCAAUCUAGGAUACCAACAUCAAUGUCACAGCAAGUGCUACCUGUGGUGGAUGGUGGUUAUACACUGAGCACAAAUGAUAUAACACGCUCUGAGAACUUUCAUGGACCAGAUUCAUCAGGUUUAUCUGCUAUGGGUAACAUAAAUUCUAUUCUGCAUUCCAAGCCAAGAGCAAACCCAGGAUUGGUGAACCACCAUGCAAGUCUCCAGUCAAUGCAACUUCCUGUCAACAUUAGUUCUCAAUUACUAGUUGCUCAAUCUGAGAAAACGAUUUAUCAACCACCUGAUUCUAUCAGGGAAAAUCUUCUGCAGUCACAGCAGCAUGUGAGGCAAUCUCUGCAACCUUCUAACCAAACUUAUUCCCAGUUUGUCCAGAGCCAACGUCACUUACCACAGAGACAUCAACCAAGCAUUCAGAACCAGCAACUUACACAAAAAAAUGAUUCUCUUAGACAGUCCUCAUUGACUUCACAUUUUGAUGAGCAGUUAAAAUCUAACCAUGUUAAUGUCACUUGUUCUAACACAUUUAUUCAGUCAGCAGUUGAACAAGUCCAACCUCCUGAUUUACAGUCUCAAUACCAGCAGAAUUCUUCUGGUGAAGUGCAUACUACAAGUGUUCAAUUUCUAAAUCAUCUGCCCAAGACUGAAGAUUCUAGUGUCUCAGUUUCAGAGGUUUCACAACAGCUGUUGCAUCCACAUGUGCAACCUAAUCAGUAUUCUAACGACUUUGGUUGUGUAUCUAACCAAACUCAAGUGGAGGAACUCCUGCAGUUUCAAUGGCAUCCUCAACCACUACAACAUUUACAGACUGAAGAUAAACCAUCAUUCCAACAACUUCAAGAUGAGCUUCAUCAAAUAUCAACAGAACAAAAUGAUACUCAGCAACCUAUUCUCUCUGCUAGAGAAUUGGUUUCUGCAAAUGAAGAAUCUAUGAAGCAACAAAACUAUCUAAAACAAGUAAGGUGGCUGUUAUUUCUUCAUCAUGCUCGCAGGUGUCCCUCGGAAAAGGGAAUGUGUAUAGAAGCUAACUGCGUGAAAGCUCAGGAGCUGGUUAUGCAUAUGGAUACCUGUAACAGUGAUCUAUGCAAAUUUCCUCGUUGUUUUCCAUCUAGGAAACUUGUCAAGCAUAUCCACAACUGUGCUGAAGCUGACUGUCCUGUUUGCAUUCCUGUACGUGGUCAUAUAGCAGCAAAUAAUAAAGCUCAUUCCAAUCCUUUAUCAGAGACAUAUUUGUUGCCUGAGAUAAAAGGAGAUGUCAAUGGAGUGAAAACAGAUGUAAUAUCUUAUGAAGGUUCUCAGGGUGAGCAGCCUGCAACUAAGCGCUUGAAGGUUCAACACAUGUCAACAGAAUCUUCUAAUGAUGUUUCUUCUGGGAAUCAAUACUAUAAUAUCCAAGAUUUUCAAGAUCCAGAGUGCAAACAAACAAUUCUGAAGACAUUUUCUAAUUCCUAUUCUGAUGUUAAGAUCAAUAAAUCUUCUGAUUGUGGACAAAGACAAUUACCAGAGUUUAACAGCAGCAUCAAAGAGAAUAUGGAUUUGACAGGCUGUGAAAACUAUCCAAAUGUUUCUAGCUCUGUUGGUUCUCAUGUCGAUCAAGCAAGUAUUGUGGAUAAUAAAUUGUUGGACCAGGCUGCUGGUAAAAUCAAGGAGCUAGAUAACCAACCAACUGAUCAAGUAACAGGGAGUAAAUCAGGGAAGCCAAAGAUAAAAGGUGUUUCAUUGAUCGAACUAUUCACUCCUGAGCAAAUUAGGGAGCAUAUAAUUGGUCUGAGGCGUUGGGUUGGCCAGAGUAAGGCCAAAGCUGAGAAGAAUCAAGCAAUGGAGCGUUCAAUGACUGAAAACUCUUGCCAACUUUGCGCAGUGGAAAAACUCUCUUUUGAACCCCCUCCAAUAUAUUGUUCCCCAUGUGGUGCUCGAAUAAAGAAAAAUGCAUUGUAUUAUACGGUUGGCAGUGGUGACACUCGCCACUAUUUUUGUAUUCCAUGCUUUAAUGAGGCUCGAGGUGACACUAUAGAAGUUGAAGGAUCUACAUUUGCAAAAUCAAAACUUGAAAAGAAGAGAAAUGAUGAGGAAACUGAAGAAGGGUGGGUGCAAUGUGAUAAAUGUGAAACCUGGCAACAUCAAAUAUGUGCUCUGUUCAAUGGCCGAAGAAAUGAUGGAGAAGCAGAAUACACUUGCCCGAGUUGCUAUAUGAAAGAGAUAGAGAGAGGUGAACGCAAGCCUUUACCUCAGAGUGCUGUUCUUGGUGCAAAAGAUUUACCAAGAACUAUUCUCAGUGAUCAUAUAGAGCAACGGCUUUUCAGACAAUUAAAGUAUGAGAGAGAAGAAAGAGCCAAGCAACAAGGGAAAUUUUUGGAUGAGGUGCCAGGAGCUGAAGGGCUAGUAGUUAGAGUUGUAUCAUCUGUGGACAAAAAAUUGGAGGUAAAGCAGCAAUUUCUAGAAACAUUUCAGGGGGAAAAUUACCCGAAAGAAUUUCCAUAUAAGUCCAAGGCUAUUCUGUUGUUUCAGAAGAUAGAAGGGGUAGAAGUCUGCCUAUUUGGCAUGUACGUUCAAGAAUUUGGUUCUGAAUGCCCUUUCCCCAAUCAGCGGCGUGUCUAUCUUUCAUAUUUAGAUUCUGUCAAAUACUUCAGGCCUGAGAUCAAAACCCUGUUUGGAGAAGCUCUACGUACUUUUGUCUAUCAUGAAAUUCUGAUUGGAUAUCUUGAGUAUUGCAAAAAACGAGGAUUUACCAGCUGUUAUAUCUGGGCCUGUCCUCCUUUAAGGGGUGAAGACUACAUCUUGUACUGCCAUCCUGAGAUUCAGAAGACCCCCAAAUCUGACAAACUUAGGGAGUGGUAUUUAUCUAUGCUCAGAAAAGCUGCCAAAGAGAAUAUUGUUGUUGACUUGACUAAUUUGUACGAUCAUUUCUUUGUAACUAUGGGGGAGUGCAAAGCCAAAGUAACUGCAGCUCGUUUGCCAUAUUUUGAUGGAGAUUAUUGGCCUGGUGCAGCAGAGGAUAUGAUCAGCCAACUUCGUCAAGAAGAAGAUGACAGAAAACAGUUGAAAAAAGGAAAAAACAAAAUGACACUUACAAAAAGGGCUUUAAAAGCUGCUGGUCAUACUGAUCUCUCAGGAAACAUCUCAAAGGAUGCUUUGUUGAUGCAAAAGCUUGGUGAAACCAUAUUCCCUAUGAAGGAAGAUUUUAUAAUGGUACACUUGCAACAUGCCUGCACACAUUGCUGCAGUCUAAUGGUAUCUGGGACAAGAUGGGUUUGCAAUCAUUGCAAAAAUUUUCAACUUUGUGACAAGUGUUAUGAAACAGAAGAAAAUGUUGAUCCAAGAGAAAGGCAUCCUACUAAUAGUAGGGAAAAACAUACUUUAUAUCCAGUUGAAAUCAUUGACGUUGCUCAAGACACAAAGGACAAAGAUGAAAUACUAGAAAGUGAAUUUUUUGACACUAGGCAGGCAUUUCUUAGUCUUUGCCAAGGAAAUCAUUAUCAGUAUGAUACUCUGCGUCAUGCUAAGCAUUCAUCAAUGAUGGUCCUCUAUCACCUUCAUAAUCCUACAGAACCUGCAUUUGUGACCACAUGUUAUGUCUGCCAUCAUGAUGUGGAAGCUGGUCAGGGCUGGCGUUGUGAAACUUGUCCGGAUUUUGAUGUAUGCAAUGCUUGCUAUCAAAAAGGUGGUAUUGACCAUCCUCAUACAUUGACUAAUCAUCCAACAAAUGCUGAACGUGAUGCGCAAAACAAAGAAGCUCGAGCAAAACGAGUCUCACAGCUUCGGAAAAUGCUAGACUUGCUGGUCCAUGCUUCACUGUGCCGCUCUCCGCAGUGUAGAUACCCUAACUGUCGCAAAGUUAAAGGUCUUUUCCGCCAUGGCUUUCAAUGCAAGACACGUGCUGCCGGUGGCUGUGUUUUGUGUAAGAGGAUGUGGUAUCUCCUUCAAUUACAUUCUCGUGCAUGUAAAGAAUCAGCAUGCAGCGUACCGCGAUGCAGAGAUCUGAAAGAACAUUACAGGCGAUUGCAGCAGCAAUCUGACUCCCGGCGUAGGGCGGCUGUCAUGGAGAUGAUGAGACAGCGCGCGGCCGAAGUUGCUGUAGACUCUGGAUAACAAAAGUGUACAUAGGAUUUCCACUGAAGUUAACUUGAUACUCCAUUCCUUGAACCAUGCCGUGUGAAUUAACCAUCAGGUUACCAAAUCUUGCACGGUGCUAACCUCUCAAGCUAUCAGUUGGACAAACCGCUACAGGUGGCGCUUCUUUAAUGUAUCAUAUUGCAGCGGCCACUCAUUACACACGCAGAUGGUGUACUAUAGCUGUUCUAAUUCAUCUUUUCUCAGCUCCUAAUUAGUUCCAUUUACUUCUAAAGUUAUGCUCUUAGUUGGAGGGUUUAGGGAAGAAUGCACCGCUACUGGGAAAUUGAAAAUAAGUAGAAAAAUGUGUGCUCUCUUCUGGAGUGAAGCAUGUAUCCAGGAGUGGCCUUUGAUCAUUAUUGUAAUUGGACAAUCUGAAGUUAAGUGAUUGACCAAGUAUAGUGAUUCUUAAGCUA